GGCUCGUGGUUGCUAUAAAUAAGCCUCCAAACCUCCCUUCAGCUUUCAUCCACCAAUCUUGCUUUCCUUUGCUCAAAGCGCAAAUCUUAACAUAGUUUCUAAUUAUUUCCUCCUACGGACGCGUCAUACAGAUUCACAAACAGACGAGAUCUUAAAGAACAACCCCAUCGAUGGCUUCUUUACAAGCUUCUAAUUUUAUAGUCUCUUCUUCUUCAAAGCAGAUCCAUGCUGCUUUAUCGGUCCCAAAGCUUCCAUCAAUCAAGUUUUCAGUUCCAAAAAUACCAGCCAAAAAAUUGUCUGAGGAAUUGAAUACUAGGGAUGGGUUCAUCAACACAAUCCCAGUUGAAAAGAAUUUCAUUAAGACAACAUUGCUUCAAGAAAGCUCAUCAGUUUCAAUGGCUACCGUACAACUUUAUGCUAUCUUAGAGGCUGUUGCUGAUAGAGUGGAGAUGCACAGCAACAUCGGCGAACAACGAGAAAACUGGAAUACCCUUCUCCUUAACUCCAUUAACAUGAUCACUCUUACUGCCGCAACCAUGGCUGGUGUUACAGCAACUGGCGCCGCUGGGGUUCCUCUUUUGGGUUUGAAGUUGGCAUCUACUCUCUUGUUCUCUGCAGCCACAGGAAUGUUGGUCUUGAUGAACAAGAUCCAACCCUCACAACUUGUGGAAGAGCAACGUAACGCAACAAGAUUGUUUAAGCAGGUUCAGAGCCAAAUAGAAACCCUACUUGCUGUUGGUUCUCCAAGCAAAGAAGACGUCAAAGAUGCAAUGGAAAAAGUCUUGGCCCUUGACAAAGCGUAUCCUCUUCCCUUGCUAGGUGUAAUGCUUGAAAAGUUCCCAGAAAGUUUAGAGCCUGCUGUUUGGUGGCCUAAAAGCCAGCAGUCUCGAAAAGCAAACCCAGAAAAGCAGUUCAAGGGAAAGGUAGUGAGCAAUGGAUGGAAUGAGGAGUUGGAAAUGGAAAUGAGAGAAGUCGUUGAGGUGAUUAAGAGAAAAGACAGUGAAGAUUACGAGAGCCUAGGCAACAAGGCAUUGAAGAUAAACAAAGUUUUAGCUAUAUCAGGGCCAUUACUGACUGGAAUUGCAGCUCUAGGUUCUGCCUUUAUGGGGUCUUCCAAUGGCCCUUGGGCAGCAAUAGUGGCAGCUGUUGCAGGAGCUUUAGCUUCAGCUGUUAAUACAUUUGAGCACGGUGGCCAAGUUGGUAUGGUGUUUGAGAUGUAUAGAAACAACGCCGGCUUCUUUAAACUUGUGCAGGAAUCAAUUGAAUCAACUCUGGAUGAGACUGAUGUGGAGAAAAGAGAAAAUGGAGAGUUGUUUGAAAUGAAGGUGGCAUUGCAAUUGGGAAGAAGCUUAUCACAGCUGAGAGAUGUAGCCAAAAAAUCCAGUUAUUCUCGUAUAGAAGGAAGCCCCAUUGAUGAGUUUGCAAGCAAGCUGUUUUAAUCUUGGAAGAUUCAUGAUCACCAAAUGUGCAUAUACAGGAUUAUUCUUUAAUUCUUUGAUUCAUUAAAUUAACCACUGAUAAUUUUUUUGUACAAUUUUGUAACAUGAUACAAGAUGGGUUGAACCAUGAAUAUAUACAAACAUCAUGGCUCAUGCAUUGAAAUCAAUUUAUAUCAGUUCUUUUUUUGUCCAAAUAGAGUCAGAAAUUUCAA
Molecule: messenger RNA, 1651 nt
Organism: Durio zibethinus
Lineage: Eukaryota; Viridiplantae; Streptophyta; Magnoliopsida; Malvales; Malvaceae
Source: RefSeq, a predicted model, not a curated record